GAAACGCGCGCAUGGGCGCGCGUGCUCGCGCUCGUUUAUAUCCCUCUCGAUAAUCAACAUCGCGCUCCCUCCGCACGCGUGUUUCUCCUUGUGCACUCGGUUCCUCGUCCCUUCAACGAGCACACACAUACACACCACGUCACCUCGAGGGCCUGGCACAGCGCCGGCAGCCGGAGUGAGCGAAGUCACUCGGCCGGAUCCGUCGUCGCGGCUCCCGCCGCGUCGUCGUCGGGCGUGAGCUCGUCAUCUGACCCGGGCCGCGUUCACCCCGCGGAGAGUCCUUGAGACCCUCGCAGGUCUCGUUCACGUCUGCCGAUCCGUCGCGAGGACGAUUUUUCCUGGACGAACAUUUCAUUGGACGCCAUCUUCGUCCCUCCUUAUUUUCGACGUUAAACGUCUUGGCAUCAACGCGUCAAAUGUCACAUUUUCCAUAUCGACUGCCAGACGAGAAAUGACUCUUCGUCGACGAAAGCCCGCGUCUUCCGACGACCGAAAAGCGCUGUAUUUUCGAUUGUCCGCAGCUGAAGAAUUAUUGAUGUCCCGACGCUGCCCGCGGAGAAAAAUAUUGACUCCGGGUUGAUCAACACAGAGGCGUAGAUAAGAGUUUCUCGGCGGAGCUCGAGAGCACUUCGCAGGGACGCGACACCGGCGGUGCACAUGAAUGUGCAGCUGAUUGCACCGCAAUAUGUGACAUAUGGCGAUACGGCCACCCUAGUCUGCAACCAUACUGUCUCGGAAGAGCUGCUGCACAAAAUAGAGUUUAUGAAAGGCGAAAAGAGGAUAUUCAAUUAUAUAAAAGAAAGGAAUCCACCAUACAUUGCCGGGAAUCGCAUCGAGGGCGCCAGACUGGAGUAUUCGAAGAAUGGCACGACAAUCAAAUUGCACGAUGUACGUUUCGAGGCUUCCGGCACUUACACCUGCGAAGUGACCAUGACAACGCCCAUUUAUACCGCGGAUGCCGACCCCGUGCAGAUGAAAGUGAUAGUUCCACAGACUGGCAAUCCUAAGAUUACGUUCAAGAAGAGCGUAUACGUGGUCGGCGAGAGUCUGGAGGCGAACUGCACCUCUUCGCCCGCACGUCCAGUUCCUUACAUAACAUGGUUUAUAAACGGGAAAGAGGUGGAUAUCACUCUGGUCAAUCACUACCCGCACACGCAUCAUAAGGACCACCUGAUGUCCGCCACCGCGAGGCUGAAGGUGGAGGUUUCCGAGUUGCACGCCGGGCAAAAUGGUUACCUGGAGAUCAGCUGCCGGGCGACGAUACCCGACUUUCCCAUGUAUCACGAGCAAUUUGCCGAUAUCAGGAAAAAGACGGUGUCGGUGCAAAUCAUACCAGCGCCGGAUGUGACGUCUUCCGCGGCGAUUCUCAUACGAGAACUAACGCUACCUACGAUAUUGUGCAUACUGAGCGCGAUGCACGAGUUUAUUCCUUAAUAAAAGUCAAUUGUUCUAGGAUAAUUCGGCUGUAACAUACGUAAUCGUAAGGUAUUAAGGCGAAACGAUGAACGUAAGAUCGAACAAUCACAAUGUCUUCCUUCGAAAUAUCGAAAUACACGGGGGCAGCGGUUUUAUUGUCUUUGCAGAAGUUUUGUAACUCAUAGACGCGGCUUCUUCGUGCGCAACUAUUUUCGAUUAUUGCUUAUAACGAGCGUCGUCUGUCUCGCGAAACAUAUCAAUUCCCAUGAGAUGUAACGAACCCGAAUGUUCGGUAAGGUGUGUCGGAAAGUUAUGUCCUCUUCUUCUUCUUCUUCUUCUUCUUCCUCCUCCUCCGGAUAGAUCCAUCUAUUUCGCAGAGCGUUGCAAUCUCGACGUUUCCAGCUGUAAGAUUGAAAAGCACGGAACGGAAAGAGAAUUGCGCAAAGUCCCUUCGCUCCGCGGCUCCGGAAAAUUUCAACGGAUAAUGCACCGAUAUAUCGCUGAAUUAGUUCUGAAUGUACUUCAAGAACGGAAAAAUCAUCUUUCCCUUAUAGACUCUCGUAUACCGUGCACAAAAUUUCGUCUAGUUUCUAAGAUUAAAUGUGACUUUAUUAAAUAUAAAGUGAUCUCCACGUAUAGUAUAAAGUUACGACAUAGUUUUCCGAUACGCGUACUAUAACAUUUCAUCUAGUCUCGCCUCGCCGUUUGGAAGCAUCGUAUUUUUCAAGCCCGCGAAAUAUACUUUCUUGUUAUUGUGAGCGCAUUUUUAGAACAACCGUGCAAAAUGGCAAUGGGGAGGCGUAAAAAAAAGCUUCUAGAUGGAUUGUACCAGUUGUAUAAAUUCUUCUUUUUUUCCUUUCUUUUUUUUACACGCUUCUUCUCUCGUUGCUUUAUUUAUGGCACUGCAACGAAUUUCGAGCAAAUUUCGCUGCAAUUUGCGACAUUCACGAAACGAUUUCGCACGUUUUACGUCCCGUUUCAGAAUGUUCCGUAUCGAUAAUGUCAACUUUCCGACAAUAAUUUAGCAAGACGACGUCUUUUUCGCGUCUAUUAGAGCAUAGAUACUAGAGCAAAUUUUCACUGUCAUUUUGUCAUUAACUAGAGGAGAACCUGGGGGCGCUCCAUUGAAAAACAUAUACACGAGGGAUUCAAAGCAAGAACGGCGUAAAUCAAGUGUGACGAUAUCUGAGAUAUUUACACUUUUGCGUACUUUCACAUUGGAAAAUAUUCUCGAGCUAUUUUCCACUUUAAUAAGUUAUAUAUCAUUUCAAUCUCAAUUAUUUUUUUAACAAUAUAACGAGAGAAGAGAGAGAGAGAGAGAGAUAGUGAGAGAGGAGAGGGGAGCGGUACACAAGACUGUAAAAAUAUUUUAUAGUCUCGGGCUAUUUUUGCUUUCAAUUCUUGAUAUAUACAUAUAUACAUGUCUCAUGUAUAAUAAAGUGAAGAACGUCGACGGAACGGGACGUGCGACGUACUUUUGUAUGACGAAAUUUCCUAUGAGAUUCGAUGUACCUCGCCAAAUGAGAGAGGCAAGCUUGAAAAAAUACUGCGUCGACGGCUAGGCAUCUAGAGAGAGAGCUGCGAGAAACUAGAGAUAAAGAAACUAGAGACACUCGAGUUAGAGUCUGGUCAAUGAGACAACGGUAAGUAAACAAUCCGGCUUUAUCACGUAAGCGAACGAUAAAGCGUCAUGAUUUCUUCCGUUUAAUUUAGUCGAUAAAGCUUAAUUAAACUUUACGGCGAAAAGCGGCGAGCUGGCCAAACCCUGACUCGACUAUCUGUAGAAGUAGCGAUUACGGCCGUCGUGCUUCGCGGCCAACUUUUCCGAAGCACUUGUCGGGCGCGUUACUCGUCGAUACGACGCGACACGCGAAAGAGACGCUCCGAUAUAACCAUCUCUCUCGUAUCUCACACCGAUCGGUUCGUCGCGACUGGACACGCGGGAUCAUCUUUUGCCCGUGCUUACGGCUUUUUGUAACGUGCGAGUCCUCUCUCCGCUUGUAUGGACCAACAGCUUCCACACGAUCACAUGGUCUGUAAGAGUAUAAGGAAAUGCGACAGCGUUCAAGCUGCUGGUACUUGAAAGUGUGCCAAAGAUCGCAAAGGAUCACAUCAGUACGCCGGAGCGAACGAAAAAGACGUGUUAUCGAAAGCCUUAGUCCUAAUCGUGUCCUAAUCUAAUCUUGAUUAUUGGUAGAGUGCGGAAGUGUUCGCGAGAACGGCCAGCUCUCCUUGGCUUUGGGUGGUCUAAACGUACUCAAAGUAGAGAGACUAUAUGCAAUAUUCUCUACCUAAAAGAAUCGUUAGCUUCAAAUUGAUCCUCGUCGAUAUAAGUUUACGAUUACAUUACGAAUAGAUACUCGCGUGCGAAAUUAAAUAUUUUUUGCUUAUGACGAAUAAUACGAGGAGGAGAGGGAAGUUUAUAAAGGUACGUCAAUAGAUUGAUGAAUUAGCUCUCUAUAGCCGGGACCGAAGAGACAUUAGGGAGUAACUCAGACUGUAUAUGCAUAUAGUGCGCUUUAUAGAUACUAAAGAGUACAUCUAUUUAUGAUUAAUAACUUUUAUACGUAUUUCAUAUCGCAACUGUUUGCUAAAAUCGGAACGACUAGUCCAAUUUGAUGCCUGCAGAUUCUCGUAUGCUUUCAAACUUGCAAUAAACGUAACGUAUACACCGCGUAUGUACCGCGUUUCUUAACUUUUUAUUAUAUUUCUAGCGUAAGAGCAAGCAACGGUAUUGUCUAAGCAAAGUUUGAAAGCUUGGUAACAAUAUUUUUAUUCGGAAGUGCCUUUUCAUAUCUGCAAAUUAGAAAGGUGUAGACCUCGGGCGGAUAUCAGUCUGCCGGCGGGCGACGUUUUUCGCGUGGAAAGUAAAGCCGUAACAUUGAGACGGUCAAGAAAAAGAAGUCGUCGCCUUAUCAACGAGAUUACACUCUCUAAUAAAAUUGCUUUCGUUCGUCUUCAGCGUUCGCUCCAGCGCAUCGACGGCUCGAAGUCUAUUACUGCGCACAUUUGCAGCUUUGCUCUUUCUAAUCACGCUUUCCUUUAGGCUAUGUCAUUGACCGUUUUGAGAUUCUGGUGCCUACACUCUCUCUCUUUGCGGGAAAAUUCGCGUUUUCAUCAUUCUGCACAUUCAACGAUAUUACAAAACGCCAUUAAAAUUUCCAGUGUUUCUGCACAGAGAAAAGAUUGCAAUCCAUUUGUUUACUUAUAAUAAGAUAUUUAUUAUUACCGCUAUGUUAUUAUCGUAUUACGCUUGCUUGCAUACAACACAGAAAAAAUGUGGACAAAUGUAUAUAUACAUAUAUAACAAGAGCAAAGCUGGUGCAGCUGCAGAUUCGCGCGAAAACAAAAGUUGACGGCACGUAGCACGGAAAAUAGAGGAUUCUGCGCUUUUACGAUGCUCCUGGUGCUCGUACUGACGUAUAUCUGUCCGAUUUCCCUGAUGGCCGGCGAAAUGAGCGCGAAACCGCAGAAACUCGCGACGACCGACGAGGUGGAGGUGCGCGUCGUCGGCGGAGAAAUCACCGACAUCAAGAAGUACCCGUUCAUCGUACGUGCGACGCGCCCAUCGCAGCCCCUUAACCUUUAACCUUUGGGGAAGAUAUCGGCACCUUCCCACGCAAUGCGACCCACACCUAGCGGAAGUGCGUAAACACGCAGUAGACUCCGGGAGUUCUGACGUCGAAAGCGAGGGAAUUGCGACGAGAGUUGAGGAUGUUUCGUGUGAAUACAUCACGAAUGCGACAAGACAAAACUUCGAGGAGAUACCUAGACGAAUGAAUCGGCCUUUGACCGCUGAUGACCUUUCCUCCAGCGCUCUUCCCUCGUAAUGAGAGCCUGCUUCGUACCGCACGUUUCGUUUUCCAGUCGGCGGUUUACCAAAAUAAACACAACAACAUGAGAGCAUUUGUGAAUUACGUAUCCCGCGGCUGCUAAUGAUGUUUCCAGUGAAAUACCGUUCACUUGUAAAACCAGCUAGCGUGCUAGCUCUCGACGUGUCGUUUCUAUCUUAAAACCUCCUACCUUGAGCUCUUGUACGCUCACGUCGCAUGUUCGCUCGUGCAUUUUCCGCGCUGCUUCUCGGUUCCCGCGGUGCAAUUACCUGUUUACACACGUUCGAUAGGUACCGAUAAUGUACACGAUACACCUUUACACGCUCGUCAAACCAAUUAACGUAACUGCUCGCAUGGCGUUUCCGAAGCGUCGGGGAAUUUCCAUUUCGAGAUGAGCGAGUUCCACUGCGGGGGAUGUUGACGUCGCGAGCCGCAUUGUGCAGCUCUUACUUUUCAAUGCAAAAUAAGCGGAAGCUUAAAUGAAUUUACUCCCGAGCCGAAUUUUCUCGACGAAUACCACAUUCAUCGCCGGUAUCGAGAAUAAAAUUAUUUAAAAGGGAUAGACAAAAUAAAAUUUAAAUUCGUAUUUAAACUCGUGAAAUUGGAAUUUAAACAGCCUCGGCAACGCCAUGUGUCAAAGCUGUCACUCUCAUCCGCUCGAGAGCGCGAGGGCACGAAGGUUAAGGGGCGAACCGACUCGACUCGGACUCGGUGAAAAUCCGAAUUUUUCAAAGUCAAUUCCUCUUAGGUCUCGGUGCAGCGCCGAUUCCUUAGCCAUAUAUGCGGAGGCACCUACGUCGCGCCCAGGUUCGUCCUGUCGGCCGCCCAUUGCAUGGUCAGGUGCGUGUCACAAGACUGCGUUUUCGCAUUAGCGCUGCGUGUCGCGCGCAGGAGAAAAGGUGGUGUAGUUCUCUUUCUCUCUAGCCGGGGCAUACACUUUAGCACUCGCUGUGAAAUACUCGUACACACUUAUACGCGUAGCCACCCCCGACGUAGCCUUUUAACCCUCGGAUGCGUAAGACCCUCUCUCGCAUGAUGUUUCAUCAGCACCGCGGGGGGUCCCGCGGAUUGAUCCUAGGAUUAAAACACGAAGAUCCUCGAGGGCCAACGACGGGAGUAAAACCCGGGGGGGGGGGUGAA
Molecule: messenger RNA, 6389 nt
Organism: Harpegnathos saltator (Jerdon's jumping ant)
Lineage: Eukaryota; Metazoa; Arthropoda; Insecta; Hymenoptera; Formicidae
Exons: 6
Coding region: 658-1434 (258 amino acids)
Source: RefSeq, a predicted model, not a curated record